Fragaria vesca subsp. vesca is the source of this 1370-nucleotide messenger RNA. Its product is annotated as pentatricopeptide repeat-containing protein At4g18975, chloroplastic-like. The record is from RefSeq and is a predicted model, not a curated record. Gene Ontology annotation, molecular function: protein binding. The coding region runs from base 206 to 1108 and encodes 300 amino acids. The transcript is spliced from 8 exons. NCBI's taxonomy places the organism in Eukaryota, Viridiplantae, Streptophyta, Magnoliopsida, Rosales, Rosaceae.
CCCAAUCCUAAUUCAGCUGUAGCCCCUUUUGCAGUCCCAUUGAUGAAGAACCUUCCAACAGAAAUCCACAAAAACGCUGAGCAAAAGCUCUAGCACAUCAUCCAGGCGUUUCGCUUGAUACAGGUGUUGUGGUCCUAUAAACGGUCUCAAAUUGUUUCAUAUUCUUCAAUACAAUCCUUGUAGACAUUUCUGAUUUUUGGCAAGUAUGAACUUUGGAAGCUCCAUUUGUUGCCAGUCAGGAAUUAAUCAGAUCAAGCCAACUGAAGCUGCUUUGUCACGCACGGUCGGCUUGUCAAAUUCCAGAACUGCUCUCUCGCUGAAGUCUUCCUCAUUUCUCUGCGUAAGGAAUUCUUUACGUUAUGUUGUGGGUUUAAACAUGUUCGAUCUGAAGUGCUGCCAGAAGCAAAGUAGACAAACUGUAAUGGCUUCAAAAGCAAUGGAGAAGAAAAUAAUCAAGAAGGCGGGAAGGAAUGAGCACCACUUAUGGAAGAAAAAAGACUCAGCUGGGUCUGGACAAAAGGCACUCAAUCUUAUUAGAAUUGUAUCUGAUCUUCCCAAUGAGAAAGAGGCUAUUUUUGGAGCAUUGGAUAAAUGGACAGCUUGGGAGACAGAGUUCCCACUGAUUGCAGCAGCUAAGGCUUUGAGAAUUCUAAGGAGGACUUGUCAGUGGAGGCGUGUAAUUCAAGUGGCAAAGUGGAUGCUAAGCAAAGGUCAAGGAGCAACAAUGGCAACAUAUGACACCCUUCUACUGGCAUUUGAUAUGGAUAAUAGGCUAGAUGAGGCUGAAUCACUUUGGAACAUGAUUCUGCAUACACAUACACGCUCUAUCUCAAAGCGGCUAUUUUCUAGGAUGAUCUCUUUGUAUGAUCAUCAUGAAAUGAAAACUAAGAUAAUAGAGGUAUUCGCAGAUAUGGAGGAGUUGAGUGUAAGACCAGAUGAAGAUACUGUCAGGAGAGUGGCACGUGCAUUUCAGGAGUUUGGUCAAGAAGACAAGAGCAAACUUGUUUUGAGAAGAUAUGGGUGUAAAUGGAAGUACAUUCACUUCAAGGGUGAAAGGGUUAAAGUGAGAACUAAUGCAUGGGUUGAAGAUGACAUCCUAACCAAUUGAAACUGCAGCAAAACCUGAUCAUGGUACCCACUCGGUGUGUUAAACCACGCUCAUAUAUGUUCAGAGAUGACAAGUUUUAUAUCUGAAGAUAAAUUACAAUUUUCCCUUUCUAUAUCCCAUAGAGCGCUAUGAAGGUAUGUACAUACACUGGAUAAGAUCCACUCCUAAAUCUAAAAAUAGGUAUCUGUUGUUAGAUACAAGGAUGUUGUGUAAAUAUAAAUAACAAUACAUCAAAAGCUUGCCCUUGCUUACACCUUUUUCU